CUUUAGGUUCUCCUAACUCGAGUUAUGCUCUUCUCUGCAGAUUGGUUCCGCCGCCUCCAACUCCCCGGCAGACCGGCAGGUUGACCACGGCUGCAAAUUAGUACCACACGAGGCGGCAAGCAGCUUCCUUUCCUCCGGCGAUGGCGACGCAGGAUCCCAAAAAUUCUGCUCGCGCGGAGGAGGGGGGCCCCGCCGCGGCCGAGCCGGCGGCGCCAGCGGUGAAGGUGAAGGUGCUCUUCUUCGCGCGCGCGCGGGAACUGACGGGCGUGGCGGAGUCGUCGGUGGAGGUGCCGGCGGGGGCCACCGCGGGGGAGUGCCUCGCACGGGUGCUGGCCGAGUUCCCCAAGCUGGAGGAGAUCCGCGGCUCCAUGGUGCUCGCGCUCAACGAGGAGUACGCGCCAGACUCCGCCAAGGUCGCCGACGGCGACGAGCUCGCCGUCAUACCGCCCAUCAGCGGCGGCUGAAGUUACCACGAGCGAGUUGGAGAGGAAAAAGAAAAACCAGAAACAAAGAAAUAAUACAAGAAAAAUAAAGGUUCUGUCUGCCUUCAUUCUUGCCCUUUCUUCCAUAGAAUGUGCAUGCUGGACAAGCAAUCUCCUGUUCUUGGCACACAUUUUGUUCUUAAAAACACGUUGAUAAAUGAUAGUUUGAUCUGAAAGAGUGACCGAAACAA
Panicum hallii is the source of this 673-nucleotide messenger RNA. RefSeq names its product molybdopterin synthase sulfur carrier subunit. Bases 141 to 464 code for a protein of 107 amino acids. NCBI's taxonomy places the organism in Eukaryota, Viridiplantae, Streptophyta, Magnoliopsida, Poales, Poaceae. The record is from RefSeq and is a predicted model, not a curated record. The transcript has 2 exons. Gene Ontology annotation, cellular component: cytosol. Gene Ontology annotation, biological process: Mo-molybdopterin cofactor biosynthetic process.